Messenger RNA from Oncorhynchus nerka (sockeye salmon), 3276 nucleotides. Its product is annotated as G-protein coupled receptor 183. The transcript has 3 exons. The coding region runs from base 1300 to 2400 and encodes 366 amino acids. Gene Ontology annotation, molecular function: oxysterol binding; G protein-coupled receptor activity. Gene Ontology annotation, biological process: G protein-coupled receptor signaling pathway. Gene Ontology annotation, cellular component: membrane. Lineage: Eukaryota; Metazoa; Chordata; Actinopteri; Salmoniformes; Salmonidae. The record is from RefSeq and is a predicted model, not a curated record.
ACUCUGUGUCACUCUGCUCUAAAACCCGAGGGGAACAUGGUCUCUGCUGAACUCUGAGAGGACAAUUGUCUCGCGCCAAGGAAGAACUAUCCUGCUUUACUCUGACACUUUGGAAGUAUGCAAUAAUACAGCUGGUUUUGGUUGGAAUUCCCCCCUAUCUGCCUAAACCAAGACAGGAGGCUCACACAACAACUCUGAGGCCAACGCUUUUUAAGGAUCAAUCAAGAGUUGAGGUUGAAUGCCUAGCUAUUUCUCUCCAACUUGUUGCCUCUAUAUAGCCUAUAAAAACUGUCACGAACAUUUACCCACAAGGACAUUUACAAUGUUGUCUGAUAUGUGGCACCAGCAAUCUAAUAUCUAUGAAGAACACUAGCCAAAAUGACACGAUGGCAGGCAUAUAUGAUUUAAUUUUAAAACAAAUGUAUAUUCUGUUUUCAAAUAAGUCUAGAUCAGAUCUAUCAUUAUGGUCUGUCAGAUCUAUCUUGGCUAGAAUUGUUAUAUUGUAGUCUACCAUUCCUUUUUACAAUUUCAUAGUAGUAAGCCUAAACAGUGUAAUUAUCUUUUACCAAGAGCAUAUCAAUGGAGGCUGGUGGGAGGAGCUAUAGGAGGACGGCUCAUUGUAAUGUCCAGAAUGGAAUAAAUGGAGGCCGACAGUAAAUGUUGAUAGAUUGCAUGUUUUAAUAUUUCAUUUAAAAAAAAAGAAUUACAAAAGAAUAACACAUCCAAUAUAUAUAUGUAAGAAAAUGUAUGCACUCAGUACUGUAAGUUGCUCUGGAUAAGAGCGUCUGCCAAAUGACUAACAUGUAGUUUGACUGUUCCAUUGAUUCCAUUCCAGCCCGUAUAAUGAGCCCGUCUUCCUAUAUCUCCUCCCACCAGCCUCCACUGGAGUAUAUGGGCUGUUCCAAGGGAGGCACAGUGGUGGAUGACUGCAUUUGAAGGCUGGACUGACAGAGUGGAGAGCGAACUUUAGGAUGAGGGAGACAACAUUCCUCAGUCUAUGUGAUAUUGUCCAGCAACAGUGUCAUUACAGGGAAGCACUGUCUGUGGAGCAGCCUGUUGCCAUUUGUCUGUGGAGGGCUUGCCACUAAUGUAGAGUACCGAACAAUCUUGUUAUUGUUUGGUCUAGGUUUGUCAACUGCAUGCACAGUCACUAAUCAAAUUGCCAGUCUCAUCCGGGAGAAAAUGUUACACCUUCAUAUCAAGACACCAACUGAGGCUGAGUUCAGAGACAUAGUAACAGAUUCCUGGACCGUCAACCAGGAUCAGAUAUAGCUAGUUUCCCUUUCCACUGGCCCCAAGAUGGAGGUGAUGAGGACCUUCAACCAGCCGCCAACCUCCAGCCAUCCAACCCCCACCCUUAACGACUCAGACACCUGCAUUACUCUGUACAACCACCGGGGGUAUGCCCGAGUCCUCAUGCCCCUCUUCUACUGCAUUGUCUUCUCCGUGGGGUUGCUGGGCAAUGCCCUGGCCUUCCACAUCAUCCGCCCCAACGUGAAGAAGAUGAACUCCACCACGCUCUACUCCGCCAACCUGGUCAUCUCCGACAUCCUGUUCACACUGUCACUACCAUUACGGAUAAUCUACUACGCCCUGGGCUUCCACUGGCCCCUGGGGGAGACCCUGUGUAAGAUCACAGGGCUGAUCUUCUACAUCAACACUUACGCCGGGGUCAACUUCAUGACCUGCCUCAGUGUGGACCGGUUCAUUGCUGUCGUCUUGCCGCUCCGAUUCGCACACUUCCGUAAGGUCUCCAAUGUCCGGUACAUUUGUGUCGGGGUGUGGUUGCUGGUCUUAAUGCAAACUCUGCCCCUCCUCUCCAUGCCCAUGACUAACGAGGAACCUGAUGGCUUCAUCACCUGUAUGGAGUAUCCCAACUUCGAACCGGUGCCAAACAUCUCCUAUAUCCUGAUUGGCGCCGUAUUCCUAGGCUACGGAGUCCCCGUGGUGACCAUCCUGGUGUGCUACUCCAUACUGUGCUAUAAACUCCGCCUCGCCGCCAAGGCCAAUCAGCUGACGGACAAGUCGGGGCGCAGCCAAAAAGCCAUCGGGGUGAUCUGCUGCGUCUCUCUGGUGUUUGUGGUCUGUUUCAGCCCCUAUCACAUCAACCUCCUCCAAUACAUGAUCCGAAAGCUGAUCUACACACCAGACUGUGCUGAACUCACAGCCUUCCAGAUCUCCUUACACUUCACUGUUUGUCUGAUGAACCUCAACUCCUGCCUGGAUCCAUUCAUCUACUUCUUUGCCUGUAAGGGUUACAAGAGUAAGGUGCUGAAGAUCCUGAAGAGGCAGGUGAGCGUGUCCUUCUCCAGCGCAGCACGGACAUUGCCCGAGGGGUCGUCCAGAGACGUCAAUGAUGGUAUGAAGAUCCACCUCAACAGCACCAGACACAAACCGUGAGAGAAUGGUGAAAGGUGAGCCAACGACCAACCAACAGACUGGUGCGCCAAAGACCAACCAACAGACUGGUGCGCCAAAGACCAACCAACAUAUUGGAGAGCCAACAACCAUCAAUCAGACCGGUGAGCCAACGAUCAGCCAACAGACCGGUGAGCCAAUGACCAGCCAACAGACCGGUGAGCCAAUGACCAGUCAACGACCAGUGAGAAUGAUGAGCCAAUGACCAACAGUUCAGCAGCCAACAAUCCGUUCCCAGCAGUGAGACAGAAACCAGCAAAUUGCCAGAGGAUCUCUGAGGAGAACUAUAACUGUAUAACUGAUUACAAGUUUAAAGAGGCAUCUCACACCCUCUGGAAAUAGAGACACUGAUCUAUGACAGCCCAGGUAGCAGACUGUUUCUGCAUCCAACAAAGUGCUUGCCUAUAUAAUGACAAGUUGAUCAAAAGAAGAAACACAUAAGAACAUUAUUAAACAGCAUGGCCACUUGCAUGAGAAGAUGUCUUGAAAUGGACAGCUUAAUAUUACUUAAUUGUUUCAGAGAUUCUGACCAAAGAAUACAAAGCUUUGGACCAUUACAAUGCAGAGGAAUGAAGAUUAGAAACCAUGUUGAUUAUACUUUUUGUAUAUACACUUAAUGAAUUAUUCUUCAAAAUAACCUUGUGAAUAUUGAUAAAUGUAAAAUAGUUCAACACCAUGUACUAAAUGUAACCAUGUCCCUCAAUGAAUUGAAUCAGGAUCAAUUACAUUUUUUACCAAGAUGUUCAAAUGUAUGAUUUAGUUUGUUCACAAUGGUUUCCCUCUGUUCUUGAUUAAUGUGAUUGUUGUAUGUGGCCAUCAAACCAUGUCAUUUUAAAUAAAUAAGAAAUAUAAAUAAAU